AUGCCGUUUGGGAUUCUGGACUGCAAGCGGCUGGAGGUGGUGCCGGGCACGGCAUGCAUGUCCGACCAAGCGGACCUGCCCCCCGAACUCCACGACGUCCCGACCUCGCGCCUCAAGCACGGCACCGGGAAGUACGCGCACGUGCUGCUCGUGCCGCAGCCGUCGGACUCGGCCAACGACCCCUUGAACUGGCCCCUCUGGAAAAAAGACCUCGUCCUCCUCAUCGUGGGCUUCUCGGCCGCGGUGGCAGGGGCCUACGGCCCGAUGCUCGGCCCCGGCUUCGUGCCCAUCGCCGCCGAUAUGGGCAUCUCUGUCGACACGCUGUCGCACAGCACGGCGUGGAUGGUGCUGACGCUGGGCGCGUGCGUCUUCCUCACUAAUCCGCUCGCCAAGAUGUAUGGCAAGCGGCCUGUCUACCUCGUCGCUAUCUGCUUGCUCUUUGCUGUGAAUGUGUGGGGCGCGCUGGCAGAUAGCUAUGGCUCGUUUCUUGGGAGUAGGAUCCUUGGCGGUGUUGGUAUGGCGCCCUACGAGGUGCUGGUGCAGUCCACCAUCGCCGACAUCUAUUUCGUGCACCAGCGCGCAACCCGUAUCGCCGUGUGGACGCUGUUCCUGCUCUGCGGCAUCACAGGCGCCUCCUUCAUCAGCGGCUACCUGAUCGAAGACCUGGGCUACCACUGGACCUUUGGCGUCUGCGCCAUCAUGUUCGGCGCCUCGCUGAUCGCCAUCUUCUUCUUCGUCCCUGAGACGUCGUAUGUCCGGGCGCCGCCGCCGACGCUGGCGCGGAACCCGUCGACCGCCAGCAGUGCAGGCGGAAGUGAUGAAGAAGCCGCCGCCGCCACCGAGAAACGCCGCACUGCUGAGCAUGUCGAGCGUAUCGAGCACGACGAAAAGCCGCCCACCGCCCUCCCCCUCCCCCCGGAGCCAAAGACGCCCUACUGGCGCACGCUGCGUCCCUUCACCGGACAGCGCUACUCGUCGGCGCCGCUCUGGAAAAUCAUGGCGCGGCCCUUCGUCAUGAUCGUCUUCUACCCGUCCAUCCUGUGGGCCUUCCUCAUCUACGGCACGACGCUAACCUGGAUCGUCGUCUUCUCGGUGGUGAACGGGGUGCUCUUCACCGCACCACCGUACAACUUCAGCGUCUCGCAAGCGGGCCUCACAGGUCUAUCCCCCUUCAUCCUCACUAUCGCCGCGGAAAUCGUCGCCGGCCCGCUCAACGACCGGCUCUGCCUGUUCCUCGCGCGCCGCAACCACGGCAUCUACGAGCCCGAGUUCCGCCUCGCCCUCAUGACCCUCGUCGUCCCGCUGGGUGCGGCGGGCUUCUUCGGCUUCGGCGCCGCGGUGCACUUCGAGACGCACUGGACCGGCCCCGUCAUCGCGUACGGCCUGGCGAACAUGGCGCUGGGGUUCGCGGGCGUGUGCGUGUUCGGCUACGUCGUGGACUCGCAUCCUAGGCUGGCGGAAGAGGCGUUUGUCGCUAUCAACGCCCGCAACUUCCUUACCGCUGGCGUGACGUUUUUCAUCAAUGCGUGGUUAGCGCGCGAGGGCGCGCUGCGCGUCUUCGUGGUCUUGGGGGCCCUGUUUUUGGCCGUUUGUGCGCUGACGCUGCCGUUGUGGGUGUUUGGUAAGAAGCUGAGGAGCUGGAUUGCGAGGAGCGCGUUUUUGCAGGCGUUUAUGAGCGAUGCGUGA
Messenger RNA from Aplosporella prunicola CBS 121167, 1686 nucleotides. RefSeq lists its product as uncharacterized. Gene Ontology annotation, molecular function: transmembrane transporter activity. The transcript has 4 exons. Lineage: Eukaryota; Fungi; Ascomycota; Dothideomycetes; Botryosphaeriales; Aplosporellaceae. Gene Ontology annotation, biological process: transmembrane transport. The record is from RefSeq and is a predicted model, not a curated record. The coding region runs from base 1 to 1686 and encodes 561 amino acids.